CUUUGUUACUUAGGUCUGAAGAGUUAAAAACUCAUAGCAUCUCUCUUCUUUCUAAACAUCGGCGAGAGGAGAGUUCUUGACACCAUCAAUAUCUAAAAGAAACUAUUAUGGCUGGGGAACUUACUUCGUUUGGUAUACAAAAGCUUUGGGGUCUACUGAGUCAAGAAUGCGAGCUAUUUCGGGGAGUCGAGGAUCAAGUUACUGGACUAAAAUGUGAUAUAAACUGGCUGAGCUCUUUUUUAAAGGAUGCAGAUACAAAGAAACAUACAAGUGCGGUGGUGAAAACCUGUGUUGAAGAGAUCAAGGAAAUUAUUUUUGAUGGAGAGGAUACUAUAGAAACCUUUCUUCUUAAGCAAAACCUUGGAAGAUCAACUGGAAUCAAGAUGCGUAUCAAAAGACUUGCUUGCAUUAUUCCAGAUCGCAGGGAAAAUUCAUUAGAUGUUGCAGGCAUACGUAAGAGGAUCUCCGAAGUUACCCGAAAAAUGAAGAGUUUUGGAGUAGUACAACAAAUUAUCACUGAUGACGGGUAUAUGCAAAUGCAACCUCUAUAUAUUAGACAAAAGGAGAUGCGAAAGACAUUUCCUAAAGACAACGAGAGUGGCUUCAUGGCAAUGGAGGAAAAUGUUAAAACAUUGGUUGGACAUUUAGUGGAGGAAGAUAACGUUCAAGUGGUUUCCAUAACUGGAAUGGGUGGUCUUGGUAAAACUACCCUUGCUAGACAAGUUUUUAAUCAUGAGGAUGUACAACGUCAUUUUGAUGGGCUCGCAUGGGUGUGUGUUUCGCAAGAUUUUACUCGGAAGAAUGUAUGGCAAAAGAUUUUGGAGGAUCUCAAGCCCAAAGAAGAAGAAAAUAUAAUAUUGGAGAUGACAGAACAAAAGAAAAUCUUGGAGAUGACUGAAUCCACACUCCAAAGUGAACUAUAUCGACUGUUGGAAACGUCUAAGUCAUUAAUUGUCCUUGACGACGUAUGGAAGAGAGAAGAUUGGGAAGUAAUCAAACCGAUAUUUCCACCGACAAAAGGUUGGAAACUGUUGGUUACUUCUCGAAAUGAGAGUAUCGUUGGGCCUAGAAAUACAACAUAUAGCAACUUAAAACCAAAAUUUCUAACCACUGAAGACAGUUGGACACUUUUCCAAAGGAUAGUAUUUGCAUCAGAAAUUAAGAUUGAUGAGGAAAUGGAAGAGUUGGGUAAGCAAAUGAUCAAAUGUUGUGGAGGGCUACCAUUGGCAAUCAAAGUGCUAGGAGGUAUGUUAGCUGAAAAAUACACACUGCAUGAUUGGAGAAGGUUAUCUGAGAAUAUUGGAUCUCAUCUCGUGGGAGGAAGAACUGAUUUUAACGACGACAACAACAAUUCAUGUAACUAUGUAUUGUCUCUGAGUUUUGAAGAGUUGCCUAGUUAUUUGAAGCAUUGUUUCCUCUACCUAGCCCAUUUUCCAGAAGAUCAUGAGAUAAACGUAGAGAAAAUGUAUUAUUAUUGGGCUGCAGAAGGAAUAUUCGAACCUAGGCAUUAUGAUGGAGAGAUCAUUCGAGAUGUUGGAGAUGUCUACAUUGACGAGCUGGUGAGGAGAAACAUGGUCAUUUCCGAAAGAGAUGUUACAACUUUGAGGUUUGAAACUUGUCAUUUGCAUGACAUGAUGAGAGAAAUAUGUUUGUUGAAAAGCAAAGAAGAGAACUUCCUGCAAAUCACUAGUAGCCGCCCUUCAACUGCAAGCUUUAAUCAAUCUACUGUCACGUCUCGCAGAUUUGUCUCACAUAAUCCUACAACUUUACAUGUUGAGAGAGACAUAAACAAUUCAAAACUUCGAUCUCUAAUGGUUGUUCAGGUGAAUAAAUCAUGGGGAGCAAGAUGGAAGCUGUCAGGUUCAAGUUACACAAGGUUAGAACUUCUGAGGGUGUUAGAUCUCUCUGAUGCUGAAUUUAGAGGAAGGAAGUUAGCUUCUGGAAUAGGGAAGCUCAUACACUUAAGAUACUUGAGCUUAAAGGAUGCUAAGGUAUCUCAUUUACCUUAUUCACUAGGUAAUUUGAAGUUGUUGAUCUACCUAGAUUUAGACAUUCGGGUCACAGGAUCCAAAUUUGUGCCUAAUGUCUUAAUGGGGAUGCAAGAAUUGAGAUACCUUGUGUUACCAGAUUAUAUGGGGUGGAGGACUAAGUUGGAACUGAGUAAUCUCGUAAAGUUGGAGAGUAUGAAAAAUUUCUCAACUAUGAAUAGCAGCUUAGAGGAUCUUUGUGGUAUGAUCAGGCUAAGGACUCUCACCAUCAAACUAUUUGACGAGACGAGUAUGGAAACUCUAUCUGCAUCAAUAGGUGGAAUGAGACACUUGGAAACUCUUAAUAUUAUACAGUUUUGGAGGAGGAUGAAAGAAGAAAUAAAAUUGGAUUUUGUUCAUGUAAAGAAGAUGAGUUUGCGUCUACGUAUGCCAAAACUUCCUAAAGAGGAACACUUCCCUUCUCGGCUUACGGUCUUAAAGCUAUGUUUAUGUCGUUUGAAGAAGGAUCCAAUGCCAAUUCUAGAGAAUUUGCUUCAGUUGAAAGUGGUUUGGUUAGAUUUUAAAUCUUUCAGUGGGAGGAGAAUGGUUUGCUCAGACAGUGGAUUUCCUCAAUUGCAGGAGCUCACAAUAUGGGGACUAAACAAUUGGGAAGAGUGGAUAGUAGAAGAAGGCUCCAUGCCCUUUCUUCAUUCUCUGCGUAUUUCGAGAUGUCAAAAGUUAAAGGAGCUUCCUGAUGGGAUGAGAUUCAUCACUUCUUUAAAGAACUUGAGUAUGGAUGAGAAAUGGAAGAAGAGACUGUCGGAAGAAGGAAAAGAUUAUUACAAAGUCCAACACGUUCCUUCUAUUAAAUUCAUAAGAAACGAUAGAUUUAAAGGAGCUUCCCGAUGGGAUCUAAUUUCAUCUAUUAUUUAAAGGGGCACUGAGUAUAGAUGAGAAAAUGAUUCUAAAAAUGUACCUACAUAGUUCAAAUAUUGUUGUCUUGAUGUCUUUUAGUUGUAUAAACUUGCACGAUCAUAUUAUUGUAUAUAAGUUGAAAGUAUCGUGACAGAAGAACACCUAUACUUUGUGCUUAAAUAUCAGCAUUUGCUUCUUCUU
Camelina sativa (false flax) is the source of this 3083-nucleotide messenger RNA. RefSeq names its product putative disease resistance protein RF45. The record is from RefSeq and is a predicted model, not a curated record. Gene Ontology annotation, molecular function: ADP binding. Lineage: Eukaryota; Viridiplantae; Streptophyta; Magnoliopsida; Brassicales; Brassicaceae. Gene Ontology annotation, biological process: defense response to other organism.